CAUCUUCCACCAACAACGUUCUAAAAGCAUUUGAUCGCGAUGGAGGCCAUAAAGCAGAAAAUUUUGACAGUUCGGGAACAUGCAUCGUUAGUCGUAAGGACUUACAGACAUUGGGUGGACAUGACCAUUCCUUAUAGAAAGCGUCGUUGGGCCGCUCAGACGGCUCUUCUUUGCUUGUUCUUUUUCCGUAUUUUCUAUGUGAAGGGCUGGUACAUUGUCUGCUAUACUUUGGGUAUUUAUUUGUUGAACCUGUUUCUUGCAUUCUUGACGCCCAAGUUUGAUCCCAGCUUGGAGCAGGCCAUGCUUGAAGAGGAGACGGAGGAAGGCUUGCUUCCCACAUCAAAGGAUGAUGAGUUUCGUCCGUUUAUCCGCAGAUUACCUGAGUUUAAGUUCUGGUAUGCAUCCAUCAAGGCCACCUCGAUUGCCAUGAUUACUACAUUCUUCCGCAUCUUCGACGUCCCGGUCUUCUGGCCUAUUCUUGUAAUGUACUACAUUGUCUUGUCAUUCUUUUGCUUCCGUCGCCAGAUCCAGCAUAUGAUCAAAUACCGCUACGUUCCCUUUGACUUUGGUAAGAAGAGAUUUGGAUCGAAAUAAGACUCCUCGUAAGAGUCAGUGUUGUGCAGCUUGAUGUUCGCACAUGUGCAAGUCCGUUGUUUGUGGACCCGGUACACGGAGCAUGCACUCUUCCCGAACCUCUGUUUUUUUUCUGUAUUUUCUUUCCUUUUUUUAGAUGGUUACAUUGUCAGGUUUGUUAUAUAAGGGUAUAAAACGUUCAAAAAUUAUUUGGUCAUGUAUAAAAGUUCUCUGCAUCCAAAAAGCGAAGAACUAUUGAUGUGCACCAAACUGAGCAUGGAAGGUCAGCAGGAUAUGGCUUUCCCAACAGACAGGUGGCCAUAGAGCUGCCCCCUCUCGCGCAUCAUCUUGUCUUAACAUUUCCCACAGCAGUGUCUCCGACAAUUGUUGCUGGGUUUCGUGACGGGUGUGCGCGCCUCAAAGCUGUAUGCGUUCUCCUGCUGCUCUUCCCACAAAGUUUUGCCACUGCAACUGCAUACAGUUUUGUUUCCUUGUCCCACACCGGCACUACGUGCAAUAAUGCCGAGAAGACUAAUGGAUGUUGACGGUUUUGUGUCCUUUGGAAUGAGUGUAAGUGCACGACCAAUCCACUCGUCCAGACGACCGUUCAUAGAAAAAAUUGUUUGAAUGGUACCGUGGCAAGAGGAUGUCAACUCAGCCAGACGUAUCCAUGGAGAACCGGUGGAGCAUGUACCCCGUGAAAUGUCACCCGUAUGCAUAAUGGACAGGUCGAAUGGAACAUUGGGUGCAACGCCGUUCACAUUCACGUCGACGACAACUUCUUUACUUUCGGCAAGUGUGAAUAGUCUACACAAACCGUGGACUGUAGAGAUAGUUGGCGAUUCCAUGGUGGAAAUGUCAUCAUAUAAUAUGGCGACCGCAGACUCUUGGUUGCUAAUUCCUCGAAUAAGCACUGGUUGCCGAAGAGUAUUUUCCAGUUUCGUCAAAACUUUGGAUGGAGAAACUUUCAAAAAAUGUCAGUCUAAGUGAAUUGCGAGGGAAUCGGUGGAUUGGAAGCUAUGUUUUUGUGAUCAAAGUUUGCUUGAUUGUCGGUUCCCUUCCUCUCACCUGCAUGGUUACACUUACCUGCCACAUCCAUAAGCACCGAGCCUUUAUCCGCGUUCCACACAAUGUUCGCUGCAUUCAAGGUUGCACAAGCAGCUGUUACUUGGGGCUCAGUGAUAUCCUUACUAUCGCGGAGCCAACACUCUACCUGUUUGUAUUAGCGUGCGAUCAGAACAAGCCCUCUUCCUCUUCAUUUCGUAUCAAUCAUACCGUGUAUGUGCAGCCAAUAUCACUCAUUUUCUCGUUUUAAGGUUUGCUAGUUUUGACUGGCACAGCGUAUUUUGCUCACUACUAGUUUCUUCGUGGAGAAACUCCAGGGUUUAAAACUCAAAAAGGGGUCAUUAGUCGUGCACGAUCUACUGCAGAUCAAAAUAAAGUUGUAUCGAUUGUCGAUCAACACGUUGAUCUCUCCUGACGUAUGAGGUGUCGAUCAUCGAUGUAGUUAUCCACCCCAUGUCAUGCACAUUCACUUGCCCAGAGCAAACCACAUUUCCCACAAACAGCUGGAAAGAUUUGCAAU
Schizosaccharomyces japonicus yFS275 is the source of this 2158-nucleotide messenger RNA. Its product is annotated as Rer1 family protein. The record is from RefSeq and is a predicted model, not a curated record. Gene Ontology annotation, biological process: retrograde vesicle-mediated transport, Golgi to endoplasmic reticulum; protein retention in ER lumen. Lineage: Eukaryota; Fungi; Ascomycota; Schizosaccharomycetes; Schizosaccharomycetales; Schizosaccharomycetaceae. The coding region runs from base 40 to 594 and encodes 184 amino acids. The transcript is spliced from 2 exons. Gene Ontology annotation, cellular component: membrane; fungal-type vacuole; COPII-coated ER to Golgi transport vesicle.